This is a messenger RNA of Thamnophis sirtalis, 369 nucleotides long. Lineage: Eukaryota; Metazoa; Chordata; Lepidosauria; Squamata; Natricidae. The record is from RefSeq and is a predicted model, not a curated record.
AUGUUUUCCCCCAACAAAUAGAAGGCGUCAAACUGAUAAUUAAUAAAUCUCUCAGUAGCCAUUUCCAGGUAGCCCACACCAUUCACAUGAGCACCAUUGGCCACUCAGGUUACCAUCUGAACACGACGUAUGUUGGAGACCAGCAGCUCAGUCCUACAGAGACUUUUCCCACCCUUAUUGGCGAUAUCAGCAACGUCGGGAGCCUCAGCGCCCAAGUCCUCCAUCUUCUAGCGGAGCGGAUACGAACCAAAGCGGUUUUCCAGACUCAACAGGCCAAAUUCACCACUUGGCAGUUUGAUACGGAAUAUCGGGGGGAUGAUUAUACUGCCACUCUGACGCUGGGGAACCCCGAUCUGAUCAACGAAUCCG